This is a messenger RNA of Salarias fasciatus (jewelled blenny), 753 nucleotides long. Its product is annotated as zinc finger protein 239-like. The transcript is spliced from 6 exons. Gene Ontology annotation, molecular function: DNA-binding transcription factor activity, RNA polymerase II-specific; RNA polymerase II cis-regulatory region sequence-specific DNA binding. Gene Ontology annotation, biological process: regulation of transcription by RNA polymerase II. Lineage: Eukaryota; Metazoa; Chordata; Actinopteri; Blenniiformes; Blenniidae. Bases 1 to 753 code for a protein of 250 amino acids. Gene Ontology annotation, cellular component: chromatin; PcG protein complex; transcription regulator complex. The record is from RefSeq and is a predicted model, not a curated record.
AUGACGUCAAUGCAGCGCAGCUACGUUAGCGAGCUAGUUGUUUCUGGACACAGCAGAAGCAGGCUGAAUGUGAAAAGCUUCUUUGUGAGGAAACAUCUGCUGAAACUGUCCGAAAAAAAGGAAAAAGUUUUCCACAGACAGAGUCACUUGUUGGUCCACAUGAGAACUCACACAGGUGAGAAGCCGUAUUGUUGUGAGACAUGUGGAAAAACUUUCAGUGAUCAGUCUUGUUUAAGAAAACACAUGAGAACUCACACAGCCGAGAAGCCGUAUUAUUGUGAAACAUGUGGAAAGUGUUUCCUUCAUCGGAAAAAUUUGUUGGUCCACAUUAGAACUCACACAGGUGAGAACCCAUAUUCUUGUGAGACAUGUGGAAAAACUUUCAGUUACCAGUCUCGUUUUAAAACACACAUGAGAACUCACACAGGUGAGAAGCCGUAUUGUUGUGAGACAUGUGGAAAAGGUUUCAGUUAUCAGAGUAAUAAGGUGGUCCACAUGAGAAUUCACUCUGGUGAGAAGCCAUAUUCUUGUGAGACAUGUGGAAAUAGUUUCAGUCACCAGUCUGGUUUAAGAACACACAUGAGAACUCACACUGGUGAGAAGCCGUAUUGUUGUGAAGCAUGUGGAAAUAGUUUCAGUCACCAGUCUGGUUUAAGAAUACACAUGAGAACUCACACUGGUGAGAAACCGUAUUGUUGUGAAUCAUGUGGAAAAUGUUUCCUUCUCAACACAGUCAUAAACUGGCCCACAUGA